Molecule: messenger RNA, 972 nt
Organism: Arctia plantaginis
Lineage: Eukaryota; Metazoa; Arthropoda; Insecta; Lepidoptera; Erebidae
Source: the annotation of a GenBank genome assembly
AUGUAUUGGCUGGUUGCUCAGAUGGGCGGUGUGUACGCGGGGCUGCAGUACCACGGUAGCUUCGCGCCGCCCCCACCCCCGCGGGGACCGUUCGCCUCCCCCACGCAUCCACACACGCAUUAUAUUGCGAAUUCACAGCGAGCCGAGGGCGGUCGUCUAGAAAUGGUUGGUGGUGGGGAAGGCACACUGUCUCCUCUUCAGCCAACACCUGAUCUGCAUCAUGCGCCGCUAUUACUUGCCACUGAGUACGAUGUGUAUGAGCAGGCCCGCGGCGCCCCGUUGGAGUUGAUGGCGGGCCACCACGCGCGCCAUGCGCUGUCCCAUCACCACAGACGCAGCGGCGCCGGAGUCGGCGUGGGCGUGGGAGUAGGGGGAGGCGUGGGAGUGGUGGGGAGCGGUGCGCGCGCCCGCCCUUACGUGCGACACGCUGCGCGGUGGCCGCACCAUCCCAUACACCAUAUACACACGCAGGGUGGCGGCGGGCUGGUGGGCGCGGCGCUCCCGGCGCACGUGCAGGCCCAGCUCCACGUCGCGCAGCCGCUGUCCUUGCCUCCCCCUCCACCCACCUACCAGGUGUUCUUGAACCUCCUGGCCAUGUUCCCCCUGUCGCCCUACGCGGAGGCGCGCGGGGGGGGCGCUGGCGCGGGAGGGGACGACGCCGAGGGGAACGAGACGGAGAACUACGAGGCGCUGCUCUCGCUCGCAGAGAGGCUGGGAGAGGCCAAACCGAGAGGGCUGGCGCGGCACGAGAUCGAGGCGCUGCCGUCGUACAAGUUCGCGCCGGCCACGCACCGCGGCGAGCAGCAGUCGUGCGUGGUGUGCAUGUGCGAGUUCGAGGCGCGCCAGCACCUGCGCGUGCUGCCCUGCGCGCACGAGUUCCACGCCAAGUGCGUCGACAAGUGGCUGCGGUCAAAUCGUACGUGUCCCAUAUGCCGCGGGAACGCGUCAGAAUAUUUCACGAACUCCGAGUGA